CGAACACCCCACCCCCUCCAACAAGAUUCGCUACCACCGAUUGUCGCUAUGCAUCAUCAAGACUUGUUCGAAAAAUAACAACUGGGAACAACAGUUCUGCACGUUACUUGCUUCCACCUGUCUCUAUUCAGUUGCUCACUCUCAUUAUCCCUGCUUCCGGACUUCUUUCCAGCGAUUCAAUUCGAUUCGGAACUUCGGCGAUCUGUAUCUGAAUCUCCUUUAGUUUAAUCUGUGUCUUUCUUCUUGAAUGGCGGCAAUACUGGCUUCUAACAGCUGCUAUUGCCGUGAUGUGCAAUUGGUAAAUCAAGGGAGAACAACGGACAAUCUCAGCUUUUCAAGAUCAAUAUCUACCCUGAAGUUGGAUAGGCAUGAAUGUAAACCUAAAAUUGAGAGGUUUCACAGGUUUCAUGUUGAGAUGCAACAGACAGAAUCACCCAUGAAAUUUGGUAGCAAUGGUCAACCUGCAAAACUGGAUACAAAUGGUCAACCUGUUAAGUUGGGUGCUAAUGGUAAACCAGUGAAUUUGGGUGCCAACGGUCAACCUGUAAAGUUGGGAAAGAAUGGUCAAGCAAUCACCAUGGUUCCUACCAGUGAGGUGGUGAAAAACAAGCCUCUAUCCAAACAAACAGCAGGGGUAGUGAAUGGAUCAACACAAGUUGUUAAUGGAACAAGUCUUGUUAAGAGAACGACCACCCCAGCACCAGUUAAAUCUGUAAAAGUCAGAGAACCCACUGGAUUUCUGCCUUCUGAAGAAUUGAAAGUCUUGCCAUCAGAUGAAAGUUUCAGCUGGGCAAAUGAAAAUUAUAAUUCAGUACAAAGAUCAAUAGAUGUGUGGUCUUUUGUUCUUUCUCUUCGUGUUCGUGUCCUGUUCGACAAUGCAAAGUGGGCAUAUCCUGGAGGCUUCACAGAGGACAAGCAGAAAAGCAGAAGAAGGAAAACAGCUGCAUGGCUAAGAGAGUGUGUGCUUCAACUUGGCCCAACCUUUAUCAAACUUGGGCAGUUAUCUUCAACAAGGUCAGAUCUAUUUCCACGUGAAUUUGUCGAUGAGCUCGCCAAGUUACAGGACAGAGUACCGGCCUUUUCACCAGCAAAAGCCAAAAGUUUCAUAGAGAAAGAAUUGGGAGCUCCAGUUAAUGUAAUCUUCAAGGAGUUUGAAGAAAGACCAAUUGCAGCUGCUAGUCUGGGUCAGGUACAUCGUGCAAUAUUACAUAAUGGAGAAAAAGUAGUUAUCAAAGUUCAAAGACCUGGUCUGAAGAAACUUUUUGACAUUGAUUUACGAAAUUUGAAGUUAGUUGCGGAGUAUUUUCAAAGAAGUGAAUCUCUCGGUGGUCCGACAAGGGACUGGAUAGGCAUCUAUGAUGAAUGUGCGAAGAUUUUGUACGAGGAGAUUGAUUAUAUAAAUGAAGGGAAAAAUGCUGAUAAAUUUCGUCGAGAUUUUCGUAAUAUAAAGUGGGUCCGAGUGCCUCAAGUAUUCUGGGAUUAUACAGCACAGAAGGUGCUGACAUUGGAGUAUGUUCCAGGCAUUAAGAUUAAUAACUUAGAUGCGAUAAAAGAAAGGGGUUUCAGUCGAUCCCAAAUCUCUUCACACGCCAUUGAAUCGUACUUGAUUCAGAUACUUAAAACAGGUUUCUUUCAUGCCGACCCUCAUCCUGGAAAUCUUGCUAUCGAUGUGGAUGAAUCAUUAAUCUACUAUGAUUUUGGCAUGAUGGGGGAGAUCAAGUCCUUCACAAGAGAAAGAUUAAUGGAUCUUUUCUAUGCAGUUUAUGAAAAAGAUGCAAAAAAGGUUAUGAACAGUUUGAUAAGUCUUGAAGCGCUUCAACCUACUGGAGACAUGUCAGCAGUUAGGAGAUCUGUUCAGUUCUUUUUGGAUAAUUUGCUAAGUCAGUCACCAGAUCAGGAGACCACUUUGGCAGCAAUAGGCGAGGAUUUAUUUUCUAUAGCAACAGAUCAGCCUUUCCGGUUUCCAUCCACCUUCACAUUUGUUAUUAGGGCAUUUUCCACUCUUGAAGGAAUUGGCUAUUUACUCGUUCCAGAUUUUUCAUUCGUCAAGAUUGCUGCACCUUAUGCACAGGAGCUGUUAGAUCUUAAACAACAGCGGCGCAGUGGAACACAACUUGUCCAGGAAAUACAAAAGCAAGCCAAUGACGCAAGAUCAUACACCGUGUCGAUGCCUUACAGAGUUCAGCGGAUCGAAGAGUUUGUGAAACAACUAGAAUCAGGAGACAUUAAACUUCGUGUCAGAGUUCUGGAGUCUGAACGAGCAGCUCGGAAGGCCACAAUAUUGCAAAUGGCAACCUUGUACACGGUUAUUGGGGGUACGCUCGUAAACAUAGGUGUCACAUUUAGCAGCCAAGGCAGCCAACUUAUAGCAAAUGGAUCGUUUGUUGCUGCAGGUGUAUUUAUAGCCCUGCUCCUUAGGUCCAUGCAAAGGGUGAAGAAGCUUGACAAAUUUGAAAAGAUGAUAUAGAAACAGUGGUUAGAUUGAAGUCCCAUAACAGCAUUUCUGUUAACCCAUAUUUAUUACUUUGUAUACACAGCUGUAUAGAAAAGAUACUAAAGCUCAAUUGCAAAUGAAUGGAACACACACACACACACACAUAUAUAUA
Cynara cardunculus var. scolymus (artichoke) is the source of this 2606-nucleotide messenger RNA. Its product is annotated as protein ACTIVITY OF BC1 COMPLEX KINASE 7, chloroplastic-like. Lineage: Eukaryota; Viridiplantae; Streptophyta; Magnoliopsida; Asterales; Asteraceae. The record is from RefSeq and is a predicted model, not a curated record. Gene Ontology annotation, biological process: regulation of response to reactive oxygen species. The transcript has 18 exons. The coding region runs from base 248 to 2467 and encodes 739 amino acids.